This is a messenger RNA of Cylindrotheca closterium, 1224 nucleotides long. The record is from the annotation of a GenBank genome assembly. NCBI's taxonomy places the organism in Eukaryota, Bacillariophyta, Bacillariophyceae, Bacillariales, Bacillariaceae.
AUGGCUCCAAAACAAAUUUUCUUUCGAAAGCUGGAUGCGACGGAAAAUGGAUCUUCCAGCUUUUUGAGUGCUCUGCAACUCAUUGCCCACAUUGUCACUCCCAUUCGAAAAGGCAUGAUUCAUUUUUUUCUACAGAAUCGCAAUACUUCCAUGGAUCAGAUUGAAUGGAUAUUUCUAAGAGAAUUAGGUUGGUUGUUUCAAGCAAUGAUCGCGGCGCCACCUGAUUCCGGCAAGAAGGAGGCUAAUGAUGAUGAGGACGAGGAAGACAAUUCACCACCUGUCGAUCCCACUGCGUUUUUUGACGCUCUAAAGCCCUGUUUGACCAAAUAUAAGAAGAAAACUACACCAAAAGAUGCGUCACAAGCAGUACAAAUAUUACUAGAAACAAUACAAGCUUGCACGAGCACACUUCCAGUAACUGGUGAAUUAUGGAAUUCCAUGUUGGAUGAGGCAUCACUCCGUUUCGUGGCAAGACAAACAAUCGUCGGCAAAACAGAACUGGAAGAUGGCGAAGUCUUACAACGGACGAAAAAGGAAUCAUUGAUUCUGGCGUGUCCCUAUGUCAUUCCAAAGUCUGCUGGAGCAAAAGUUGAAGAGUCUACCAGUGUCGACAAACUUUUGAAAGAAUGGUGUGCCAAACAACCCCACGAAUACGACUUUGAUGACAAAUCGUUUGAUUUUGAAGUGACCAUUCCCGUCUUUUCGAAAGGAGAUGCCUCUAGUGAUGGUUGGUCCGUUAACAGGACCCUACACUUUGACGCAUUGAAUGGAUUCUUGUUUGUGGGACUUUCACGCUUGAACGAUCAAGGGGAACCUUCCGAAACCGAAAUUGAGUUUCCCAAAAAGCUGGACUUGUCCAAAUUGUGCACAUCGGACGUGACCGGCAGCAAAGAAUUCGAGCUGUAUGGUGGAGUCUUGUACGAUGACGGAGAUUAUGUGGCUGCAUUAAAGAAUUCAGCGAUCAAAGAUCCCGAAGAAGAAGGCGCCUGGCAAUUGAUGGAGUCGGAUGAAAUCAUUCCCAUGGAAGAGGGCGAUAUUUUGGAAUUUCUAAAAGGAGAAGGUGGGGAAGGCCCCUGUGGGACACUUGCUGUAUAUCGGUCGUGCAACAAGUCGAUACACAAGCAAAUGGAUAAUAUCUUGUCAGAUAUUAUCAUUUCACAUGUCAGCGGAGUAUUGAAUACCAAAUCCGAACAAUAUUACUACGAAGAAGUAGUGGAAGACUAG